GGGAGAGCGGUGCGCGAGACUGGGAGCGUGGCCGGCGGCGAGCGCAGCAGCGCUCGAGCGCGGCGCCAGCAUGAAGCAGCUGCUGCCUGUGCCUCGCUGACACUUCAUGGCCACAACCCCAGGCCCUGCUGGCAUUGCCAUGGGCAGCGUGGGCAGCCUGUUGGAACGGCAGGACUUCUCCCCUGAAGAGCUACGGGCAGCACUCGCGGGGUCCCGGGGCUCCCGCCAGCCGGACGGUCUGCUUCGGAAGGGCCUGGGCCAGCGUGAGCUCCUCAGCUACCUGCACCUCCCGAAGAGAGAUGGCAAGGCUGCCAAGCGGGCGGCUCGCAAUGAGUCGGCCGACUACGCCACCCUCUACUACCGGGAGCAUCCCUGGGCUGGGGACUUCAGCAAGACCUCGCUGCCCGAGCGGGGCCGCUUUGACAAGUGCCGCAUUCGCCCGUCUGUGUUCAAGCCCACGGCGGGCACCGGGAAGGGCUUCCUGUCCAUGCAGAGCCUGGCAGCCCACAAGGGCCAGAAACUGUGGCGCAGCAAUGGCAGCCUGCACACGCUGGCCUGCCACCCACCCCUGAGCCCGGGGCCCCGGGCCAGCCAGGCACAGGCCCGGGCCCAGCUGCUGCACGCCCUCAGCCUGGAUGAGGGGGGCCCUGAGCCCGAACACAGCUUGUCGGACUCCUCCAGUGGAGGGAGCUUUGGCCGCAGCCCCGGCACCGGCCCCAGCCCCAGCCCCUUCAGCUCCUCCGUGGGUCACAUCAACCACCUCGGGGGCUCUCUGGACCGGACCGCGAGGGUCCCCAAGGAAGCGGGGCCACUGGCUGUGCUGAGCUGCCUGCCUGAGCCACCUCCCCCCUACGAGUUCUCCUGCCCUUCUGCCGAGGAAGUGGUGGCCGCUGUGCUGCCUGAGACCUGCGAGGAACUCAAGAGAGGCUUUGGGGAUGAAGACAGCUCCAAUCCCUUCACACAGGUGCUGGAGGAGCGUCACCGGCUAUGGCUGGCCGAGCUGAAGCGUCUGUACGUGGAGCGGCUGCACGAGGUCGCCCAGAAGGCCGAGCGCAGCGAGCGCAACCUCCAGCUUCAGCUGUUCAUGGCCCAGCAGGAGCAGCGGCGCCUGCGCAAGGAGCUGCGGGCUCAGCAGGGCCUGGGCCCUGAGCCUCGGCCCCCGGGCACACUUCCAGAUGGUGACCCUGGUGGCCGGCCGGAGGAGGAAGCCCGGUGGGAGGUGUGCCAGAAGACUGCCGAGAUCAGCCUCCUGAAACAGCAGCUGCGGGAGGCCCAGGCGGAGCUGGCCCAGAAGCUGGCAGAGAUCUUCAGCCUUAAGACGCAGCUUCGAGGCUGCCGGGUGCAGGCGCAGGCCCAGGACGAGGAGGUGGCCCGGCUGCGGGAGGCCGUGCGGAGCCUGCAGGAGCAAGCCCCUCGGGAGGAAGCCCCUGGCAGCUGUGAGACCGAUGACUGCAAGAGCCGGGGGAUGCUAGGGGAGGCCGGCAGCAGCGAGCCCCGGGACGGGGCCAGAGCCGAGCAGCUGUGGGCUGAGCUGCUGCAGGAGCGGCUGCGGGGUCAGGAGCAGGCUCUGCGUUUCGAGCAGGAGCGGCGGACGUGGCAGGAGGAGAAGGAGCGGGUGCUGCGAUACCAGAGGGAGAUCCAGGGGGGCUACAUGGACAUGUAUCGCCGCAACCAGGCACUGGAGCAGGAGCUGCGGGCGCUGCGGGAGACACCCACAGCCUGGAGCCCUCGCCUGGAGUCCUCCAAGAUCUGAGGCCAGUGGAAGCAGCUGACAGAGCUGUCUGAAGAUGGCCUGGGCAGCCAGCCCCAUGGCGCUGGGCCCCUUCCCUUACCCUGAGUCCGGGGCCUGAUCUUCAAGGCUGGCCCCGGUGUGGGGAGACCCAUCUGGAGGUGGGCUUCAGGGGGCCCAGGAGCUAGACAGGUGCCAGGAGACGAGCACCCAGGCAGGGCCCAGGCCAGCCCCCUGGAGGGGGGUGGCACAGGGACGUGAUGCAGGAGAGGGGUCCACGUGAGGGAGGGCGGUUGAAACCAGGGCUGAGACUUCCCUGUAAGGAGGCUGCAGUGGGCACCUCGGCCUCCCCCGGAAUAAAACCAGGUUUUCUACGA
Molecule: messenger RNA, 2106 nt
Organism: Echinops telfairi (small Madagascar hedgehog)
Lineage: Eukaryota; Metazoa; Chordata; Mammalia; Afrosoricida; Tenrecidae
Gene: N4BP3
Product: NEDD4 binding protein 3
Exons: 5
Coding region: 107-1753 (548 amino acids)
Cellular component (GO): cytoplasmic vesicle
Source: RefSeq, a predicted model, not a curated record